Messenger RNA from Colossoma macropomum (tambaqui), 1346 nucleotides. RefSeq names its product M1-specific T cell receptor beta chain-like. NCBI's taxonomy places the organism in Eukaryota, Metazoa, Chordata, Actinopteri, Characiformes, Serrasalmidae. The coding region runs from base 169 to 1062 and encodes 297 amino acids. Gene Ontology annotation, cellular component: plasma membrane. Gene Ontology annotation, biological process: cell surface receptor signaling pathway. The transcript is spliced from 8 exons. The record is from RefSeq and is a predicted model, not a curated record.
ACUUAAAAUUGCCUGUAGUUGCAGAAAUGUUUUUCAUUGGACUGAUGACGAAAGAGCAUGGGGGGAGUGACUGCACUGUCAUAGUGCACAUCACAUGGACAAUGUGGGAAAAUUAACUGAAUUCCACAGCUGAAGUUCAUCAACACUUCUCUUUAAACCAAGGUCAACAUGGCAGAAGCUCUCAAAUACACAUUCUGUCUUAUUUUACUGAAAGGCUUCAGUGAAGGAGUGCUGAUCACACAGUGGCCUGAAUACGUCUUCAAACUCACAAGAACCUCAGUGGACAUGCACUGUUUCCAAAACGACACUGACUAUGACUACAUGUAUUGGUACAGACAGCUCCAAGGCAAAGAGCCAGUGCUUAUAGCAAGAUAUGUAGCUCAAAACCCCACGUAUGAGAAGGGUUUUGAGAACGGCUUUACGGUCUGGGGCACAGAGAGGAAGAAAUGGUCUCUGACAGUGGACGUCAAAAAGGACAGUGAUGCAUUAUAUCUGUGUGCUGCUAGUUUAGCAGUAGGUUACCACUAUUCAAAAGCGGAAUUUGGAAAUGGGACCAAACUAACAGUUCUCGAUCCCAACAAAACCAUCAGCACACCCACUGUGACCCUGCUGCCACCUUCUCCAAAAGAGCUCUGCAAUGACCCAAAGAAAGUGACGUUGGUUUGCCUAGCUGAUGAUUUCUAUCCUGACCAUAUUACGAUUAACUGGCAGAAGAAUGGGAUUAACAUAAACCAUGGAGUUGCAACUGACCACACUGCCCUACAAGAUCCACAAACAAAGUUUUACAAUAUCUCUAGUAGACUAAGUGUUGCUAAAACCGAUUGGGAAGACCUCAAGAACAACUUCACCUGCACUGUUGGUUUCUAUGAUGGGAAGAAGUACAAUUUUCAUCAAUAUACCCUAAAGAAACCAAAAGCUGGUGUACGAGUGACCAUGCUGUCCACAGUCCGCUUUGGCUACUUCUUGUUCCUGAGCAAGAGUCUGGUGUACGCUCUGUUUGUUGCCAUGUUGGUGUGGAAAUGCAAGCCUAUAAAAGAGAAGUCACUGCUGAGAGAGACCUGAGGUGAUUUGAGGAAACGUGAGGAACAGCCGCAAAAUAAGACAAUUUUAUUGUUUCCUGACUAAUCUGCAUUCUAUUAUGCUUUAAUGGAUAUUAGCUAAGCAAGUAAGCAUGUUUUCUGCCUAAAUAAUUUAGUUUUUUUUAAACUAAGAGUAAAAAUUCUCACAUUUUUUAAAAAUUUUGUUUAUUGUAUUUUUACAUUUAUAUUAAUACACUCGAAAGACUCUGUUGUAUAUCAUUGCUUGCUGCAUUAUUUUCAUGACCUAUAAAAUCAUCCAAAACUUUU